AUGAAGCCCCUGCUCCGCCCCAUCUACUACUUCAUCCCCAAACCCCCAUGGCGGCGCCGCUAUUCCCACACCCAACCAGACCCAUCUCCCACCGUCAACGACCUCCUCACCCUCCUCGAAAAAUCCGACGGCCACAACCAACUCAUCUCUCUGAUCCAGCAGCACCACGCCAACCCACAACUGGCCUUUCGUGUCUUCAUCUGGGCCACCCAAAGAUCCAAGGUUUGCACCAGAACCUGUCACUCUGCAAUCGUCGACAUGCUCGUUAAGGACGACAAACGGUUCGACAUUUACUGGAGCACAAUGCAGGAGCUCAGGGACUGCGGGGUUGGGAUCGGGUGCGGCGCGUUUUCGGUGCUGAUCAGAGGGUAUGAGAGGCUGGGGAAUGCCGAGAAGGCGGUGGAGGCUUUCGUAAAGAUGGAGGAGUUUGAUUGUAAGCCGGAUGUUUAUACUUACAAUGCGGUUUUAUAUGUUAUGGUGAGGAAAGAGGUGUUUUUGUUAGCUUUAGCUGUGUAUAAUCAGAUGUUGAAGUGUAAUCUUAGUCCUACUAGGAGUACUUAUAGCAUUUUGAUCAAUGGGUUUUGCAAGACUAGGAAAACCCAGGAUGCAUUGCAGAUGUUUGAUGAGAUGGCACAGAGAGGGAUUGCCCCCGAUACGGUUACUUAUACUAUAAUUGUUUCGGGGCUGUGCCAGGCGAAGAGGGCACACGAGGCGCAUAGGCUGGUGGAUAAGAUGAGGGAGACUGGGUGUGUUCCGAAUAUUGUUACUUACCAUGCUUUGCUUGAUGGGUAUUGUAAGUUAGGUAGGCUUGAUGAGGCUUACGCGCUUGUGAGGUCGUUUCAGAGGAUUGGUUAUGUUCUUGGAGUAGAGGGAUAUAGUUCCUUGAUUUUUGGGUUGUUUAGAGCUAGGAGAUUUGAUGAGGCGCUUGGGUUGUAUGGCAAAUUGCUUGGCGAGGGGAUUGAGCCUGACGUUAUCUUGUGUACUAUAUUGAUUAAGGGGCUAUCAGACGCUGGCAGGGUUAAGGAUGCUUAAUUUUUGGGUGAGAUGAGUAAGAAAGGUUUGGUUCCAGAUGCCUACUGUUAUAAUGCUGUCAUCAAGGGGUUCUGUGAUUUAGGUCUUUUGGAUGAAGCUCGAUCUCUCCAUCUUGAGAUUUCGAAGCAAGACUGCUUCCCUAAUGCCUGCACUUACACCAUUCUCAUUUGUGGUAUGUGCAGGAACGGGCUGGUAGGGGAGGCAGAACAGAUAUUCAAUGAGAUGGAGAAGCUUGGAUGUGUUCCAUGUGUUGUAACCUUCAAUGCUCUUAUUGAUGGGCUUUGCAAGGCUUCUAAGCUUAAGGAUGCACACAUGCUGUUUUACAAGAUGGAGAUAGGAAGAAAGCCUUCAUUAUUUCUUCGUCUUUCUCAAGGCAGUGAUCGAAUUAUUGAUAGUGCGAGUCUUCAGAAGAAGGUGGAGCAAUUGUGUGAUUCAGGAUUGAUUCUUCAGGCCUAUAAGCUUCUGAUACAACUAGCUAGUAGUGGGGUUGCCCCCGACAUCAUCACUUACAACACUCUAAUCGAUGGCUUUUGUAAAAGUGGAAACAUGGAUGGUGCUUUUAAACUCUUCAAGGACAUGCAACUGAAAGGGAUCACCCCAGAUUCUGUUACAUACGGGACACUUAUUGAUGGGCUUCAAAGAGCUGAAAGAGAAGAAGAUGCCUUUUUGGUCUUUAAUCAAAUGGUGAAGAAUGGAUGCACACCUAGUGCUGAAGUUUACAAAUCACUUAUGACCUGGUCUUCACGGAAUAGGAAGGUUACAUUAUCUCUUAGUCUUUGGUUGAAGUACCUGAGAAGCCUUCCUAACAGAGAUGAGGUAACAAUCGAAGCAAUAGAGAAAAAUUUUAAGGAAGGGCAAAUUGAGAAGGCUAUCCAAGGCUUACUUGAAAUGGAUGUACAGUUUAAAAAUUUAGAUUUAGGACCAUACACUAUUUUGCUCAUUGGUUUGUGUCAGGUGCAAAGAGUGGAUGAAGCUCUGAGAAUGUUUUCUGUACUUCAGGAGUACAAAGUCAAUAUCACUCCACCAAGUUGUGUGCACCUGAUAGAUGGUCUAUGCAGAGAAGGGAAUUUGGACCUGGCAAUAAAUAUUUUCCAUUAUACUCUGGAGAGGGGUUUCAUGUUAAUGCCCGAAAUAUGCAAUAAGCUGCUCAAGUGUCUUCUUCGUUCUCGAGACAAAAAGGGCCAUGCCUUUGAUCUCGUUCAUAGGAUGAGAAAUUUUGGAUAUGAUCUUGAUGCUUGUCUUCACCAGACUACGAAGUUUCUACUACAAUGACACUAGACAGUGAUGGAAUUGGUAAUUCAUGUGAAUACAUGUUGUUCAUGGCUGAUACUAAAGAGGCUGCUUUGAUCUUGAGUCCACAAAUGGCAACAAAACUUGACUGGCCUCAGGCUCGUCUGAUGGUCGAAUAAUAGUGUUCCAUUAAUUGAGUUCUUCACCAUGAACUUCAUGAUACAGUUUCUCAACAGUUCAAUGUGAGAUCACUGUCAGGAAAAUGUGUUAGAACAGAGAGCUUGUUGCACAAUCUGAUGUCCCUUUGCAUCAACCUUGUAUUUUUCACUGGUGUUGGUGCACAGGACGGUUGAUGUAGAUUUUUUCAGAAUACUAGAGAAAUAAGUACGAGAGUGCUCCUUAUGUGGUGGAUGACAUGGAUCAUUUUCAAUGCAUCCAAAAUUUUUGUAAUUUACAUAGUGAAAUCCGUGUAACAAUAUCAACUUGAGAAACAGGAAGGUCAUCUUUUCCUUCCACUUUGACAAAGAGUUACUUCCGUGUUCGUUAUUGCAUAGUGCACCAUAUGUCUGAAAACAGUGGAAACACAAUUUUGGUUGCUGAAGUAUUUUGCUGAUUAGCAAUAGAUCUCAGUACAUGAUUUUCUUUUGCACUGCUCUUGAUCUGCUGAUGGAAUGGGUGAACAAUAUGUAUUGCUGCAGUUGUGACUCCAUGACAAUCUUAGCAAUUUGCAUCCAACAAUCAGCUGGCACAACUAAGUUGGACUUGAGUGAAGGGGAGUUCAGUGGCUUGGAAUGUAGUGUUUUUUCAAGACCAAGUUUGGCCAUGGGACAGAAGAAAGGAAUUUGCAGUGGUGGAUCCUGUAUGUCUCAGGGUUCUCUUUGAUCCCAAGGUUUUAGUGGCCAUUUGAGCUUCUUCCCGGGGAAGUAACCUUAGCUUCCUAAUGGUUGAAUGUUACAUCCAGUUUACUUGUGUCACGCCUUGAAAUGCCACAAUUCCCUUCAAAUAUCCUGCUUAAUAUAUGUAUGAUGAUGGGAUGAUACUGGAGCAAGCUGUUGAUUAUGAUAAUACAGGGUGAAAACAACAUGCUACAGUCAUUGAAGCCGUUCAAUGGCAGUAUCAUACAAAGGAGUAUGCCAUGUGGGUCGAGUUGCUAGAACUUCAAGUUGUAGUUCCGGCUUGCAUUCUCCCGGGACAUUGGUUGU
Fragaria vesca subsp. vesca is the source of this 3464-nucleotide messenger RNA. Its product is annotated as pentatricopeptide repeat-containing protein At1g79540-like. The record is from RefSeq and is a predicted model, not a curated record. NCBI's taxonomy places the organism in Eukaryota, Viridiplantae, Streptophyta, Magnoliopsida, Rosales, Rosaceae. Gene Ontology annotation, molecular function: protein binding.